GGCAAAUCCCAGAUUAACCUGGGAGGAUGGGAAGAGGAUUAGAAAGGCAGUUCCAGAACACAAUGGAGGGUAAGGGUGUGCUACGGCGGGACGCUCCAAUCACAGCCUGAAGGACAGGAAGGGGAGAAGGCUUCCAAGCUCUGCCCUCAGCACAAAAAGCAAAAGGCCAGUGGCAACCCUGGGACAUGACAUGUGGGUCCAGAUAGCCAAGAAAGUGAGAUACUUUGAGGAAGACUCGGAGCUCAGAAAGGGCUGGAGUACACCUGUGUGCAUGUCCCAGUGACCUGCUCCUGGGGCCCAGCAGGAGCAGGCAUGGAGGAAACCUACCUGCUGAACGUGGAAGGGGUCAGAAAGAAGAUUCUGCACGGAGGCCAAGGGGAGCUGCCGAAGUUUCAGGAUGGGAGCAAGAUCACCUUCCAUUUCCAGACGUUGAAGGAUGAUUUUGAGCGGACAGUGAUUGACGAUAGCCGGGAAGCUGGCAUCCCCAUGGAGAUCAUUGUGGGCAAGAUGUUCAAGCUGGAGAUCUGGGAGACGCUGCUCAGGUCUAUGAGAGCCGGGGAGGUGGCAGAGUUCUGGUGCGAUGCCAUUCACACGGGAAUGUACGCCCUGGUCUCCAGAGGAAUGCGGAGGAUCGCAGAGGGCCGGGACCCCCUGGAAGGGCAGAAGCAUCGCUGUGGCAUGGGCAACAUGUUUGACUACCACAGCACGGGCUAUGAUGAUCUGGACGAGCUGCAGCGCACGCCACAACCCCUCAUCUUCAUCAUGGAGUUGUUCCGGGUGGAGGAGCCCUCAGCGUACAAGCGUGAUACCUGGGCCAUGAGCAAGGAGGAGAAGCUGGCAGCGGUGCCCAUCCUGCACAGCGAGGGCAACCGCCUCGUGCUCCGCAAGGAGUUUGCACAGGCAGCAGCAAAGUACCAGGAGGCUGUCAUCUGCCUGAGGAACCUCCAGGCCAAGGAGAAGCCUUGGGAGGAUGGCUGGCUGAAGCUGGAGAACCUGGUCACACCCCUGGUGCUCAACUACUGCCAAUGCCAGCUGGAGCUGGGCGAGUACUACGAGGUGCUGGAGCACACGACAGAGCUCCUCCAGAAACACAACGACAAUGCCAAAGCCUAUUUCAAGAGAGCAAAAGCCCACGCUGCUGUCUGGAAUGAGCGGGAGGCACGGGAGGACUUCAUGCGGGUGGCUCACCUUGACCCCUCCAUGGCAGCUGCCGUGAAGAAGGAGCUGAAGCAGCUGGGGGAGAGGAUGAGGAAGAAGCACGUGGAGGAUCGGAAGCGCUACCAGGGGCUCUUCCAGCCAGCCCGGGGUCCACGGGCCAGCGGUGGGCAGGAGAGUGGGGAGGUGGGGGACAGGGCGAUGCUGCAGGAAGAAGUACCCCAGGGUGAGGCUGGGGUCCUGGAGAGCCCUGGGCAGGGGGCAGAACAACCAGCGGCUGACAAAGGGCCCUCUGGGGCCAGGUGUGAAGAGGCAGAACCAGGAGCAGAAGCUGCCCAGGGGCAGCCUGCUGAGAAGGAGGUGGAAGUGAGGGAUGGGACAGAACUGGGGGAAGAAACAAACCUGGGAACCUGUAGGGCAGAACCAGAGAGUGGGGGAGCAGAGAGAGGCUCAGAGAAGGAAGAGGAGAAAAAGAAGAUAGAGGAGGAGAAGGUAGAGGAGGAAGAUGAGAAAAAGGAGAAGGUAGUGGAGGCGGAGGAGGAGGAGGAGGUAAAGGAGGAAUAUAAGAAAAAGGAGAAGGAGGUAGAGGAAGAAGAUGAGAAAGAGGAGAAGGUAGAGGAGGUAAAGGAGGAAUAUGAGAAAAGGGAGAAGGAAGAGGUAGAGGAAGAGGAGAAGAAAAAGGAGGAGGAGGAGGAGAAGGAGGAGGAGAAAGAGGAAAAGAGCCCAGCAGUGGUGACAGAAAAGCUGGCAGUAGGGCAGGGACUGGAGGAGGGAGCUGGUGGGGCAGAGGGAGAUGGCCCAGGGACCAGAGCCAGGGCUGAGCCAGGCACAGCCCCAGAACCAGGGCCGCCCAGCGAGGAACUGGGCGAGGGGGACCCAGAGCUGGAGGAUGAAACACCCAGAGAGGUGCUGGAAGAGGGAACUCAUGAGGACCAGCAAGCAGGCGGCAGCAGAGGAGAUGCUGAGGAAGGCAGCAUGAAACCAGACAACUUCACCUCUAGGUCAGUGCUUCAGGCUGGGCACUUAGGGCCAGAUGAGGAGCUGGGCAGAGAUGCAGAAGUACCUCCUGGCCCCACAGCAGUCCGGGAAGGGGCUGAUGCCCCCCCAGGGCAGUGCAAUGAGAGCAGAGAGCUCGAAGCCAUCACCCUGGGGCACGGCCAGUUAUCCCUGGAUGGUGGAAAGGCUGGUGAACCUCUGAUGAGGAGGCACAGCAAAGGCAAUGGGGCUGCUGCAUCCUGAGAGCAAGUCCCAAGGUUAGGGACUGGCCCCAAAGUGACAUGAGAACAGUGCUGUCCUUCUCCUGCUGCAGCCGGGACCACCAGCCCCACUUUGCAGCAGUAUCUGCUGCCUCCCUGCUCCAACUCAUGAGCUCCAGCACCUUUCAGCUGGUCCCCGCUGAGCUUUACUGGCUGAAAAAUAAAAGCUCUUCCCUGGCAACAUGUGCUGGAUUU
Messenger RNA from Cuculus canorus (common cuckoo), 2606 nucleotides. RefSeq names its product aryl-hydrocarbon-interacting protein-like 1. The transcript has 6 exons. The record is from RefSeq and is a predicted model, not a curated record. NCBI's taxonomy places the organism in Eukaryota, Metazoa, Chordata, Aves, Cuculiformes, Cuculidae. Bases 313 to 2394 code for a protein of 693 amino acids. Gene Ontology annotation, molecular function: protein binding; peptidyl-prolyl cis-trans isomerase activity.